CGGAGUCCGCGUAGGAGGGAUCAGAGGUCCGGCCGAAGAGACUGACGGGGCGGACGGACUGGCGGAGGAGCGGUCGACGUACCGAGAGGGUGGGUCGGCCUCGGCCUUCUUAGCUGAGCAGCUGCAGGAUUUUCCUGAGGAGAAUCUUCACUCAAGAGUUUGCUGACAGCCAAGGAUGGCAAGCAAGGGGCCCUCGGCCUCUGCAUCCCCUGAGAACUCCAGUGCUGGGGGACCCAGCGGCAGCAGCAACGGUGCUGGCGAAAGUGGAGGGCAGGACAGCACCUUUGAGUGCAACAUCUGCCUGGACACAGCCAAGGAUGCCGUCAUCAGCCUAUGCGGCCACCUCUUCUGUUGGCCGUGUUUACAUCAGUGGUUGGAGACCAGACCUAACAGGCAGGUGUGUCCAGUUUGCAAAGCCGGGAUCAGCCGAGACAAAGUCAUCCCACUCUAUGGCAGGGGCAGCACUGGGCAGCAGGACCCCAGAGAGAAGACCCCUCCCCGUCCUCAAGGACAGAGGCCAGAGCCGGAGAACCGAGGGGGAUUUCAAGGAUUUGGAUUUGGAGAUGGUGGCUUUCAGAUGUCUUUUGGAAUUGGGGCAUUUCCCUUUGGGAUAUUUGCCACGGCAUUUAACAUAAAUGAUGGGCGGCCUCCUCCAGCUGUCCCCGGAACGCCGCAGUACGUGGAUGAGCAGUUCUUGUCACGCCUCUUCCUGUUUGUGGCCCUGGUGAUCAUGUUCUGGCUCCUAAUCGCCUAAUGCUAGGUUCCUGGCCUACAUCCAUGGCAAGUCCUCUGGACUGGUGACACGCCACCCCCACUCUUGAUGUUUGACUUCCUGGAUAAUCCUGAUCCCUAGAAUCGAUGGGGUCAGUAACACAUCAAGGAAUUUUGCUUCUCCAUCAGAGCUUUGGGACUCAACACCAGUUGUCAAGAACCCUGGAGUAUGGCCACUACCAUAAACACUCUGCUCUAAUCUCAGGCCUUGGCAUUGAGUUGUCUCUCAUGGGUUACACCAUGAAAUCCUAUUCCAGCCAGCUCAGCAGCUCCUGAAUCUGCACAGGGAAGAGGCAGAAGAGAAGGACUGUCAGUACGAUUUCACCUGAGUUUAAUAUUAUAAGAACAAAGGGAUGAACCAAAUGUUACUUAUGGAAGCUUUCUUUCAUCUCUUUUAAAUACCCCUUGGUAAGUGGCCUCUGAAGUCAGUGGGGGUCCUUACACAAAGAGGUUCCCCUUCCAGAUCCCAAUGCUGCUCUGUCCUACUUCCUCUCUCUCUCCUCUCUUCCUCCUCCUCCUCCUCCUCAGCAGAGAUGCAAAAAAUUACUGUCCUAUAAAGAUCAUAAUUGCAGCAGCUGAAGCUGGAGUCACAUCAUGAAUUCACCAGAGACCCAAUGAUCUUUUAUUGGCUCUGGGCCAUGCUCAGUGUCUUUGGCACCAGAGAGUGGCUUGAAUGACCUCCUGGCAUAGAUUAUCCAAGGAGACAUGUGGCUUCACCCACAGAUUUCCCAUCAGCUUUUCCCGAAAAACUACACACUUGUGUCUCUCUGCCAGAGAGCACAUAACCUAGGCUACUGCUGAAGCUGGGACUGACUGCUGCGCGUUAGGAAAGGCCUGCAGUUGGGGCGCCAGUGGGAUUCAGAGCCCUGAUGCAGGAACAACCGCACAAGCAGCCCUGUCCCCAAGGCUGCAGAAGUUCCACGUGCAUCUUCCAUGCCUGCCUGCCCCAAAGAACCUGUGGCGUUGUCAAGUCAGUCCAGCUGCAUGUUGAAGAACACCCUCCUCAGAAGCAAAGUUGUCCUUAAUGAAGAGGCAGGGAAGAGGGAAGACCCUAAUUUUGGUAUGGCUUGAAGGACUCCCCAGAAAACUCCUUGUAUAUGUGCUAAAACCAGGGAAGCAUGUGACUCCAGAGCAGGCAACCCCUGGUGAUUUGUUAAAACCAGGCAGUGGGCCUGGGGAGCCUGAGCACGGUGACAUGAUGUGGUUUUUCUGUGGGAAUCAGGCUUCCCCAGCCCUUGAUUUGUUUUUCAACUUCACAAGCUGCUUCCUCCAAACCUGAUUGAGGGAGUGUGGUGCCAGGCAGGAGGACACGAGGCGGAAUGGUUCUUGCUCUGCCUGUCUUGCUCUUCCUAGACAUCCAGUCUGUUCCAGGAGACCCCAAGGGUGGGAGGAGAUGGUCUUCCUCUGGGUCCUCUGCUUCAUCACCAGUCGGCGAUGUUCCUGGCUCACCUCCAGCAAUAGCCAACAAAUUGUAGAAGGCCCAUCCUAGUGUUUUUUUUUCCCCCAGAUACGGUUCUGCAUAGCAUGUGGAAACCAAGACCUUAUCCAAGACGAAGGAAGCCCUCCACCCUUCUCUACAGCCCUUAUUCCUUCCCCUCGGACCUGUCAAUGCCAGAGUUCAGUGUUAAAAGACAAAAUACAAGUAUUGAAUAGGUGGUUCAUUUGCUGAAUCCAUUUGGUAAAAAUAAGCCACCAGAUUUACAGUGUGCCUGAUGGAUUUUAAACAUCUUGGAGGCACCCACUCAGGAGUGCUUUCUUUAUCACCUGGAAGUCCCCAAAGUGGAAGGUGCCCCUGGAUUUUCUCAGCUGGAGAGGACUUGGGAAGCAGGGGGAGAUCCCUCAGUGCAGUGGUUCCACCUAGUGGUGAGAGAGAGGACUUCAAUCACAUGGGCCCAAUAGAAACGGGAUUCCAGAAGAAAGAUUAGAGAAGGGGUAUGUGUGGGAACAUGAAUCACUUGGACUCUUAAUGAAAUGGAGUGAUCCCAGGAGAGCUCUACCAGCAAAGAUAUCCCAGGAACCUGUUAGCAAACUCACGUUGGCCAAGAGCCCUUUGAUUUGGAACGUUAUAGGUCCCCACUCAUCCUCCGUCAGGAGCUGGGGCAAGAGAGCUGACUUGGGGACUUCUGGCCCAGCCCUGAUAGGUAGCCCCCUUUCCACCACCCCUCAUCAGGCUCACCAUCUCGCCCCACUGCCAAGGCAGUUUUUCUUAAUUUUGUGUGUGUUUUCUAUGUUCUUAGCCUCUACCCCCACUCCUGCCACCUUUGUGGAUCAGGACCAGGUCCAAACCAUAGAUAGAAAAUUACACCAUAUACAGUGGCACACCUUGACCAGUCACUAAUUUUCACUGUUGUGAAAGUGAUUUGAUUUAGAAUUAAAUGGUUUUACAUUACUGUGAGCUCUGGACUUUGUCUGGGUCAUGGGUCAGGGGGAUGGUUGGGGAGUAGUCACACUGAUGUGGCCUCUGGGAAGCACCUGUGCAUCCUUGGGAAUGUCACACUGAAGAUGAAAGUCUUCAAACAGCCAUCGAUAAUUAGAAAUGAGAGGUGUAGGCUGGAGACCUGGCCUCAUAACGCAACCCUGCCUAGGGUAUGACCUGUCUGACAGGUAGCAUCAGUCCUGACAGGUAUGUGCCAACUGCUACAACGGAACUUGGCUUGUGGUCCAGCACAGCCUUGAGGGCAAUCAACAGGUUAUUCACUGUCAGCAUUUCUCCACCUGUUCUGUGACACUACCCCAGCACUUCUCAGAAGUUCCUUAGCAGAAUGUGAAGGGGAAGAUGGUAAGGUUACAAACCUGGCCCAGCCUCGGGUCUCCCGGCACACCAGAACUACCGGUCAUCAUUCUGAAUGGAGCUCUUUUCUCCUUCUCACAUUUUGACCUAAUAGUUACCAAAUUGAUUAGUGCCAAGAUAUAGUAGGAAAUGCAAAAAGUAAGAGAACUCCAGAAACUGAAAAGCCAAGUAAGAAAAAAACAGGACUUUUGUUUCCAAUGGAAAACAACAUAGAAGUAGAAUAGGACAGUCAAACUUCUGUAGACCAGUUGCCCAACCCCAAUAGCCAUUAACUUAAGUCCAGUCCCAUUUAAUUCCCACCUUCACACUACCUCUCCCCUAUCUGGAAUAUUUUGAGGCAAAUUCUAGUCAUACAUCUAUUAUUUCAAUGUCUAUCUCAAUAAGGAUUUUGGAGAAAAAGAGGGAGAGAAAUUGAUGUGUGGUUGGUUGCCUCUCGCCUGACCCCUACUGGAGACCUGGCCUGCACCCCAGGCAUGUGCCCUGACUGGGAAUCGAACCCGCAACCCUUUGCUUCGCAGGCCGGCACUCAAUGCACUGAGCUACACGAGCCAGAGCUUCAAUAAGGACUUUUUUAAAACAACCAAAAUACUAUUUUAUGUACCUUAAAAAAUAACGGUAAUUCCUUAAUGUCAUCCAAUCAUUGCUCAAAUUUUCCUGGUUGUCUCAUAACUUUUUAUAUAGUUUAUUUCAAUUGAGAUCCAAAUCAGGUCCACACACUAUUGUUAGAUGUCUCGAAUCUGUUACAUCUGUAUGUUCCUCUCCCAUCUGUUCUUUCCCUUGCAGUUUAUCUGUUAUGAAACACAAGUUCCUUUGUCCUGUAGACUUUCCUACAGCUUUAGUUUUGCCAUUUGCAUCACUGUGGUGUUAACAAGUUGCUCUUACUCUUGUUUUUCUUAAAAAUUUGUUGUUAGGUCUAGAGGCUUGACCAGAUUCAGGCUUAAUUUUCUUUUUUUAUAAAAUUAUGUCGUAAGUGGGGAGACCCCAUAAAACACGGAAUUAUCUUCUGGAGGGCGGGCCCCUUGUAGUACCCCCCUCUGUAGGCCCCCCUGUAGGCUUCCCCCUCUAGGUGGAUGUUCUAGGAACACAUCUGUAUCAGUGUACCAGCUGGUGGUGUGAGCGACUGUGUUUGGCUUCAGUGAUUUUUUUUUUAAGACAACACGUUUUCGCAUUUCAUGAUGGGUGAUUUAUGAGCACAACUGACCACACCACGAUCAGUGAUCAGGAAUUUUUGACCAAAAACAGCAUGACCCCUGGGCCCCAUCCUCCUGUUCACCCAAUGUCACCCUGAGCAACUAUUUUUGUUGUUUCCCUGGAUGAAAAAACUCAAAGGGAAAUGCUUUGCCCAUGUGUAGAUGUGGAAGACGUGAGACAAAAAACAGCAGAAGCAUUGAAAGGCAUCACAUUCAACCAGUUCAAAAUCUUUUGAGCAGUGGAAAAAAGUCUCAAUAUUUCAUCAAAUGGAGAGUACUUUGAAAGUGACUGAAAUGUAAAUGUAAAAAUAAAUACA
Messenger RNA from Pteronotus mesoamericanus, 5069 nucleotides. RefSeq names its product ring finger protein 185 (gene RNF185). The record is from RefSeq and is a predicted model, not a curated record. NCBI's taxonomy places the organism in Eukaryota, Metazoa, Chordata, Mammalia, Chiroptera, Mormoopidae. The coding region runs from base 176 to 754 and encodes 192 amino acids. Gene Ontology annotation, molecular function: ubiquitin-like protein conjugating enzyme binding; metal ion binding; ubiquitin protein ligase activity. Gene Ontology annotation, biological process: ubiquitin-dependent protein catabolic process. The transcript is spliced from 7 exons. Gene Ontology annotation, cellular component: endoplasmic reticulum.